This is a messenger RNA of Actinia tenebrosa (Australian red waratah sea anemone), 538 nucleotides long. RefSeq lists its product as uncharacterized. Gene Ontology annotation, cellular component: membrane. The record is from RefSeq and is a predicted model, not a curated record. NCBI's taxonomy places the organism in Eukaryota, Metazoa, Cnidaria, Anthozoa, Actiniaria, Actiniidae.
UACAAUUUCUAAAAUGAAUUUUAGAAAAAAUCAUUUUUGCUAUUAUUUUUUCUCAGCGUUUUAAAAAAUGAUCAAGGACACCAGAAGAGUAAAGCAAGGCGAAGGACGCCGAAACGCCAGCCCACGAGACAACAGAACAGUUUCUACAAUAAACCGCAAUUAUCUAUGCUCUUGUCGCGCGUUGAUUAAAUUAAUGGAAAUUGUUACUCUUAUCAUCGCCAUGUUGUGUAUGGUCCAUUAUGAUGCCUUCUGGACAAGGUACCCCACCAAUAUGGUGCUGUUUUACGUCGUGGUUUGUAUAUCUUGGAUCCUUCAGUUGGCCUUCUUUGUUUUGAUGGUUUUGUCGCUGGAGGAAAGACUUCCUGGCUAUGACUGGGAUCUUUGGGUCGUUCUGAGUGGAGUCUUGGAGGCAGUUCUACUGAUCUCGACAGCCAGUCUACUCACGAGCGACGUUCUACGCCACAGGAGAUUGGAAUGGAAAGGAGAAGAUCUGACAGACGAAAUCAAGCAUUACUUGAACAGUCUUAUUGCUACAGUG